AAAGACUGUUUAGGAUGCAUUUAAAAAAUAUAUUUAUAUAACCAAGUAUUUAUACGAAAUAGCUCGAUAAUGGUUACUGCUCAAUACCCAAAGGCUACUGCACAAAAGCGCCUCAGUAGAAAUGACCAGUUUCAAAUGGAAUGUUACAGCAAAUAUUUUAGUCUAAAUUUGGGCAUUUCUCACAGGUUUUCGUUUUCCCACGGCCCUACUGUUUUGGUCGUUGCACAAUAAUGGCAGCCAUUUUCCUACAUCAUUAUAAUGAAUUGGUGGUGCUAAAUUGCCUUAUCCAGAUAGCCCUGACUAAGAAAAUUACCCUGCCAGCCUUUUGACAUCGGAAGUGAUCACAAGGAGUAGUGACAGACAGGUCUUUCAGACAGACAGAGAAAAAUAAUGUAAAACAAGGCAUGUGUAAAAUCUGCAGGGGUUCGGGCUAUUUUAUGGCUAGGCCAAGCGACAUAUAUGAGAUUAUGGUGCUCUAUAAACUCUGUCCUUGUCCGAGGUUCCAUCUGAAACACUAUGGCUUAUGAUCAUCUGAAAUGAACAAGCAAUUCAAUAGGAAUAAGGCUGAAUAAUUGAGUCACUAAAGUUGGAUUUAAGAGUUUUAAAAAAUGAGUUAGUUCGGUAUGCCUAUACUAAACUGCAACUUUGUGAAUUCGAGUUAUUUGUUUACAAUGUAUUAACUUCUCAGAGCUCAAAUUAAGUAAGAGAGCAUGGCUAUUACAGUAAUAAGAAUUCUAAUUAGAAAAGGAAAAAACACCUGAAAUAGUUUGCUGUCAUUUUAAAGCCACAGUAGCUCCUGCACCUUAAACUGGCCACACUAACACAGGCCCUAUGUCUUAUACUGCUGGUUGAAAACGUUAGUUCAAAACGAGGUGAGAUUAAGUAGGUGUGUUGGGCAAUUACUUGAAAGUACUAAUGCACACUCAUUCAACUAAUGAUGCUAAUGCAUGUAGCAUGGUAUUAAAAGAGCCAUUUUAGCUCUUUCAAAGUCAAAACUACGCUUCCUACAUAAAAUAGCCUACAGCCCUACCUAUUUAUGUACAUUAUUACCAUGCAUGAUAUUCUACAAUCAUGCAUGUUAUCAUGUUCUAUAGAAUUAAAUGCUAAUGUGCUAAAAUGUUUUAAAAAAAAGGAUUGAAGCAGCCUUCAUGGAGCUAUUUUGUGUGUCACGAAAAAGAAAAUUAAUAAUCUAUAGAUACACACUGGUGCUGGAAACAUCGACGCAAAAACUUGAAAUAUAGACUUGGAAAUGAGCAUGCACUUAUCACAUGCAGAUUAUAACUGUACUAGUCAGAGUGCACUUUCUGGAAGGCCAGUAAGGUAUUAAUAAAAUGGCAGGUUGAGACAGUUGGACUAAUUUAAAUAGAAUUAACGACCAAUUCUGUUUUGAAAAAAAAAAAAAAAAAAAAAAAAAAAAAAAAGAUCAUUGUUUGCCUCAAAUUUUCACAAUUCACAGUCGCAACUGCUUAGCUGUCUCAACUCUCAUGUAGGCUACUAAACCAGGGCUGUCAUUUCACUCUGUUCAUCGUCUGUAAGAUAGGACCAAAUUUGAACACUUGGAAUGUAAUAGUGUAACGUCAGUCAAAGAGGUUACAGGAAAACAGUGCAAGACCUACUUGCUUACUACCGCUGUCGACAGUGUUAGUCUGCUUAACAGCUUAACACCAAUCACAGACAGUGCGUAACUGUGGUGCGAGGACUAAGCCCAAGGAAAAAAAAAGCAUUAGUCAGUGCAGUGUGGCCUGAGCUAGCAUGCUGGAAGUGACCGUGCAAAAUACCUUUCCUGACAAUUUAAGGAAAACAUUAACCCAUAGAUGAAUAGCUUAUGCGUUUGAGUGGGAACGGUGAAGGCUAGUUUAAUCUCACUAGCCUGAUUAAUGAGCUAUUAAAACGUACAGAGCAGCAGGCAUGAAAGUCUAUGAGAAAACUGCAGUGAGCAAUAAAGAAGAUCCAAAGAUCCGAAAUAAGUUUUAAAAAAUUCAUUUUAAAACUUAAUUAAACUGUGUCUGGCAUAUAUUUAGUUUGUAAGUUUAGUUAUGAGUAGUAGCCCAUUUCCAAAUUUGAAAAAAAAGAGUAACAUUUGAAAGAGCAAUCUAUGGAGGUUGUAGAUCAACAGGCUAAACGCUGCAGUUUAGAAACCAGUGCACAAGGCAGAAUACAGAUCUGUGGUUCGAUUGGCUGGGGGGGCGAGACCACGCCCCUCUUAGUGGUCGGCAUUAUUUACAUGUUGAGCCUCAAAAUACAGUAAGACAAGAAGACAAGCUGCGGAGGCCAUCGUACACCCUUUGAACUGACCACCUGAGAAUUGUAAUGUCCUUGUAUUCAGACUCAGGCGGAGGCAUGUCUCUCAGAUCUAAAUUCGGUCAGGUGGAGCAGCAGGGAGAGACCCAGGGGAGACUAGCGACAGGUAUUGUGGAUCAUGUUAUUCACACAUCGGAUGUGCAGUGUAGCUCGAGUGAGUGUGAGACGCCUCGGCCAAGUUUCUUAUUUAGUGAUGAUAGAUCCUGUGGAUCCUACGCUGAAGCUGAGGACUGCAUUAUACACGCUCAGUUUAUAAGCUCUUUAUACUCAAGAAGCGCGUCGUUCUGCCUUAAGGAGUCUUGCCCCCACAGUACACAAGAAGAACAAGCGUACAUGCAGAACGGGAAAAGUUUACUCGCUUACGAUAGUUACCAAAGUUUUACUCGGUCUCAGGGGAGCUGUUUAAUAACACUUCGGUCUGAGGACACGGGGGGUGCAGCUAACGCUUUCGACUGGAUGAAAACAAAAAGAAGCCAUUCUAAAAGAUGUUCACAAGCUUGCGGCUUGACUACUGCAACAGCUCGCACCAGCUUCACUACCGGACAGGUGACUGAACUGGAGAAAGAGUUUCACUUUAAUAAGUACAUCAGCAGGCACAGAAGAGCCGAGAUGGCGAGCGAGCUGCAUCUGAGUGAGUCGCAAGUGAAGAUCUGGUUCCAGAACAGAAGAAUGAAGCAGAAGAAGCGGGAGAAGGAGGAGGGCCUUAUCCCGAUUACGCGCUCUACAGAGCUGCACUCUUCCUCCACAGGCUCCCAGCCUGCUCACUUCCCCUGCUACUCCUGCUAUCAUGAAAGUGCCUCUACACGAAAAAUUACAUAGCCUAUUUGUGCCACAUAGCCUGUCUGUGCAGGUGUUCAGCUGAUUGUUUUGAUUGACUAUGUCAGUUAUUUCCUUGCACUAUUUAUAAGUAAACUGAUUAAUAAUUAUAUUUUUACAUUUUAUAUUAAUAAUCUGUCAAAAGUGGGACCUUAUUGCUAAUUUACCAAAUAAUGUCAAAUGUAAAUUUCAGUGCCUUUAAAAGACUAUAUUUCCCAAUAUUUUACUUUUUCCAAGGACCAUGAAUGUAUUUUUUUAGUUAUGUAAUUAUGUUCUUACUAUAACUGUAACAGACACAGUGUCUUGAGAAAAGCUUGUCUGUUUAGAUUAUUAACAUGCAAUGCAUAUCUGAACUAACACUAUUGUCAUAAUAAAUAUAAACUAUACUUCUACUGAUGGCACACCAGUACUGCUCAUAUGUAUCACUCUUAGGUUAGGACUUUGUAACACAUAAAGGUAAUGUUUCACACAAAGGUAAUGUUUCACGUUUCAACACAAAAUGGUUUCAGCAUAGGACCUUCAUUUUCCAUUUAUUUAAUCUUAUGUGCAGAUAUGCAAAAAUGUGCAUGUAAAAUAUAGCAAAAGAUAAAUCUCUCAGAUAACAAUUACUGGUAAAUGGUCCAGUAAGUGUAAAGGCCGCCUAACAUUUAUAAUUAAUAGAUGAAUAGCUACUUGUCAACCAUGCUCAAAGACAAGAAGCAGAUGAGCAAAUCAGCAGGUGAUCCAAAAACAAUGGUUUUGUGACUUAACCUCACAAUACACAUAUAGUCUUCACAUGAAUACCAACAAAGUGAUUAAUCGUACCUUGGCUAGACGCAUGUUUGAAUAUAUAUUAGUCACUGAAAAACAACAUAUAUAAAAUUUUUGGUUUAAGCAAGUCUGUUUUGAUUUAUUUUAAAUUAGUCUCCAGUCCAUUUACCCCAAACAUAUCAGGAAUUCUUCAAAGUUUACUAGGUGGUUGAUUUUGGAAGUUAAGCUCAAAGCUCAUAUCUAUAAAAUAUUUAUACCGUUUAUUCUUUCAGCUUAUGUCAUGUUUGGUAAUUAGUAGAUACCCAGCAAAUGUUCAUGUUGAUACCAUGUACAUUUGCUCUGUUAUUGUAGCCUACUAUUUCAAUGCUGAUGUCAUGGAGAAGAGAAAUUUUCCACUAUACUGAAUCUGACAUUCCUAUCAUUUUGUUUCAAGAUACACAACACCUUUGGAAUGUAUUCAGCUCAGCAGUAGUUGAUGAUUUAUACUUAUCAUUAGAAGAUUUAACCUAGCAAACGUCAUGUGGUUGCUCAUUCCUUUUUCUGAGGCUGCUGCCCCAUCCCUCGCUUUCCACCCCCUUCAAACUGACAGACAAACUGAUCACACAGGAAAGCUGCCAUCAAUUACUGCAGCGAUGUCUAUACCACUCCACACACACAAAUACCUCACACACAUCCUUCUAUCUCACUCCUAUCCAUAUGGACAUCCUUUAGAGCAUUUUCCCAUAGAAAUUAUGACGGAAUAAAACACAUCUUCAUUCAUCUUCACCACGGAAUGAGAGACAUCUAGUCUCUUUGGGUUUUACAGCACAUCAUCAUAUUAGCCCUCCCCCAUACAGAGAAAUGGAUUAUUCUGGAGAAUGAACUUGGCUUUACUAUAAAUUACAACUAUAGAUUCUGAGAAGUAGCUUAUUUUGUUUAAAAUAGUCUCUAAUACAAUUAAGCUUCUAAUUUAUGUAAAAUCAAAAGUGUGCCUAACAGUAACAGGGCUUGGAAUUUAAUCUGUCCACAGGAUAAAGAAUGAUUCCCUGUGCUUUUCAUUUGUAAUCCCAGACACAUUAUUCCAGUAAAGUAGCCUAUGACCAUUAAAUAUGAAAAAUGACUAGCUGACAGCUCAGCCCGUGAGUUUGGGUUUAAAAGUUAACAGUCCCCUUACAAGCAUGAGCUUAAAAUGAGUAAUUAAGCAACUUAUCAUGAGCCAGCGACAUCUUAAGCACGUGAGAGAAGUCCUCUAUAAAUGCUCACCUGACAAUAUCUUUAUCACAGUCAUAGACUUGGCCAGGUAACUGCAAGCUCUAUAAACCUGCUUGACCUCCAAUCACACUCACACAGCCCAAUAUACCAACAAUUACUUAAAAUUACAGAAAAUAAGUCAAAACACAUCACCUUAAAUAUUCCGCUUUACACUUGAUAUUGGUCAUACACUACUGCACAUCAGAACUGUACUAGCACUAGACAGUUUCUUCAUUUGAAUAAAGGAUACUGUUUCUGUUACAUUUCCCAUACUAGCACGUUUAGUAAGAUAUCUGUGAAUUAUGGAUUUAGUCUUUUUAUUUUUUUUACAAUUUAGAAAAAUCGGAAAGACUUGCUUUUAAAAUAAGCCUAGUAAAGAGAGUUUAGAUGUCUAGGGCUAGAGUAAUUAAGGAUAAUUAAGGUUCACAAACAGCAUUUGUACCCUAUGUGUGUUUGUGAGAGAGAGAUGCUAACUCUCCAAACAGCAUACUAACCUAAUGGAUACCCCAAUGCCCACUGAAACUGACAGUUGCUUUUGUAAAGACUAUUGAUGGCUCUAUUAAAUACAUAUGCCUCCAAAUUCACAUUAAGACUUUCUUGUCCCUUCCAGGUCAUAUGAGAUCAUAUGAACACACAAGGACUCUAUGUUUGGAUAAGGGUGGUCAUCACAGAGAGAGAUAAAUGGGCAAUUAGUGGUGGCUAGUCCAUUAUGAUCCAUGUUAGGGUCUUACAAAAAUGCUGAUGGAAAGCUGAAUCUCUGUGGACAUAUACAUUCAGUAGAAAAAAUUUAGUUUUUUCUCUUUUGAUGCAUGUCUAAUAAAUAAUGUGAGUGUCAUUUCUGAGUGAUCAAUGGUUAUAAGUCAUACUGAAUAUAGAAAAAUAUUUCUAGAGAAAAUAUUUAUUUUGGUCUGAAAAAUACUUUCCAUAAGAUAUAUUUUUUUCAGAUGUGUGUCUAUCCAGCCAGCCACCCAGAGAUGCCUCUGAGCAGCUGAGCAAUGACAUAUGUUCAUAAAUACGUAGAAUAACUAUAUUGUGACAAUUUAAUCAACCUUUCAGAUUAAAGUGCAAAAUAAUGGUUUUUGGUGUAGCCUAAUGGUUGAUUGUGUGGUCAGUUAUGUCCAGGGACUUGGUAUCCUUGAUCCAUGGGAAGAGAAGAUAGGAGCCAGAUUAAAUUUGCAGAGACAAGAAUGUCACUACAGGUGUUUUGCAUUCUUUGAGCUUAAAGUAAGAGAGUGAAGCCACCUACCGCUGAAAUGAUCUGACAAGGAACAGACUGAAGGAAUGUUAAGUUCACCGACCUUUGUUUUACUUUU
Molecule: messenger RNA, 6410 nt
Organism: Pangasianodon hypophthalmus (striped catfish)
Lineage: Eukaryota; Metazoa; Chordata; Actinopteri; Siluriformes; Pangasiidae
Product: homeobox protein Hox-D1
Exons: 2
Coding region: 2311-3120 (269 amino acids)
Biological process (GO): regulation of transcription by RNA polymerase II
Cellular component (GO): nucleus
Molecular function (GO): DNA-binding transcription factor activity, RNA polymerase II-specific; RNA polymerase II cis-regulatory region sequence-specific DNA binding
Source: RefSeq, a predicted model, not a curated record